This is a messenger RNA of Callithrix jacchus (white-tufted-ear marmoset), 14524 nucleotides long. RefSeq names its product mucin 5AC, oligomeric mucus/gel-forming (gene MUC5AC). Gene Ontology annotation, cellular component: extracellular matrix. The record is from RefSeq and is a predicted model, not a curated record. NCBI's taxonomy places the organism in Eukaryota, Metazoa, Chordata, Mammalia, Primates, Cebidae. Gene Ontology annotation, molecular function: protein binding.
UCAGGUCCCUCCUCAGAGGCUGCCAAGGGACGGGGACUCCUCCUGCCGUCCAUGCAAUGGGUGUCGGCCGGAGGAAGCUGGGCCUGCUCUGGGCCCUGGCUCUCGCCCUGGCCUGCACCGGGCAUAGAGGCCACGCCCAGGAUGGCUCCUCGGAAUCCAGUUACGAGCACCACCCCGUCCUCCCUCCCGUUGCCCAGGGGCCCGGCGGGGUCCCGCUCCGAGGGGUGACUGUCUUCCCGCCUCUGAGAACUGUCCCAGUGGUAAGAGCCCUGAAUCCGGCGCACAACGGGCGUGUGUGCAGCACGUGGGGUGACUUCCAUUACAAGACCUUCGACGGCGACGUCUUCCGCUUCCCGGGCCUCUGCAACUACGUGUUCUCUGAGCACUGCGGCGCCGCCUACGAGGACUUCAACGUCCAGCUGCGCCGAAGCCGGGAGUCGGGCUCCCCCACGCUAAGCAGGGUCCUCAUGAAGGUGGACGGCAUGGUCAUCCAGCUCACCAAGGGCUCUGUCCUGGUCCACGGCCGCCCGGUCCAGCUGCCCUUCAGCCAGUCUGGGGUCCUCAUUCAGCAGAGCAGCAGCUACACCAAGGUGGAAGCCAGGCUGGGCCUUGUCCUCAUGUGGAACCACGAUGACAGCCUGCUGCUGGAGCUGGACACCAAAUACGCCAACAAGACCUGUGGGCUCUGCGGGGACUUCAACGGCCUACCCGUGCUCAGCGAGCUCCUCUCCCACAACACCAAGCUGACACCCUUGGAGUUUGGGAACCUGCAGAAGAUGGACGGUCCCACGGAGCAGUGUCCCGACCCUAUCCCUGAACCACCGAGGAACUGCUCUACCGGCUUCGGCAUCUGCGAGGAGCUCCUGAGCAGCGGGCUGUUCUCCGACUGCACGGCCCUGGUGGACGUGGGCAGCUACCUGGAGGCCUGCAGGCAAGACCUCUGCUUCUGCGAAGGCACCGACCUGUCCAGCUGCGUCUGCCACACCCUUGCCGAGUACUCCCGGCAGUGCGCCCACGCUGGGGGUCUGCCCCAGGACUGGCGGGGCCCGGACCUCUGCCCCCAGAUAUGCCCCCACAACAUGCAGUACCAUGAGUGCCGCUCGCCCUGUGCAGACACCUGCUCCAACCAGGAGCACUCCCGGGCCUGCGAAGACCACUGUGUGGCCGGCUGCUUCUGCCCCGAGGGGAUGGUGCUGGAUGACAUCGGCCAGACUGGGUGUGUGCCUGUGUCUCAGUGCACCUGUGUCUACAAUGGGGCCGUCUAUGCCCCGGGGGCCACCUACUCUACAGACUGCACCAACUGCACCUGCUCCGGAGGCCGGUGGAGCUGCCAGGAGGUCCCGUGCCCGGGCACCUGCUCUGUGCUUGGAGGUGCCCACUUCUCGACAUUUGAUGGGAGGCACUACACGGUCCAUGGGGACUGCAGCUAUGUGCUGACCAAGCCCUGUGAUGGCAGCACCUUCACCGUGCUGGCUGAGCUGCGUAGGUGUGGGCUGACGGACAGCGAGACCUGCCUGAAGAGCGUGACACUGAGCCUGGAUGGAGUGAGGAUGGUGGUGGUGAUCAAGGCCAGCGGGGAAGUGUUUCUGAACCAGAUCUACACCCAGCUGCCCAUCUCUGCAGCCAACAUCACCAUCUUCAGACCCUCGACCUUCUUCAUCAUCGCCCAGACCAGCCUGGGGCUGCAGCUGGACCUGCAGCUGGUGCCCACCAUGCAGCUAUUCGUGCGGCUGGCACCCGAGCUCCGAGGGCGGACCUGCGGUCUCUGCGGGAACUUCAACAGCAUCCAGGCGGAUGACUUCCGGACCCUCAGUGGGGUGGUGGAGGCCACGGCCGCGGCCUUCUUCAACACCUUCAAGACCCAGGCCGCCUGCCCCAACGUCAGGAACAGCUUUGAGGAUCCCUGCUCCCUGAGCGUGGAGAACGAGAAGUACGCUCAGCACUGGUGCUCACAGCUGACUGACCCUGACGGCCCCUUCACCCGCUGCCACGCGGCUGUGAACCCAGCCACCUACUACUCGAACUGCAUGUUUGACACCUGCAACUGUGAGCGCAGCGAGGACUGCCUGUGUGCCACCCUGUCCUCCUACGUGCAUGCCUGCGCCGCCAAGGGCCUGCAGCUCAGCGGCUGGAGGGAUGGCGUCUGCACAAAGCCCAUGACCACCUGCCCCAAGUCGAUGACCUACCACUACCACAUCAGCACCUGCCAGCCCACUUGCCGCUCCCUGAGUGAGGGGGACGUCACCUGCAGUGUGGACUUUGUCCCUGUGGAUGGCUGUGCCUGUCCCAAGGGCACCUUGCUGGAUGACACGGGCAAGUGUGUGCCGGCCACCAGCUGUCCCUGCUACCACCGCGGCUCCGUCAUCCCCAGCGGGGAGUCAGUGCACGACAGUGGGGCCAUCUGCACCUGCACGCACGGGCAGCUGAGCUGUAUCGGAGGCCAAGCCCCCACAACAGUGUGUGCUGCGCCCAUGCUAUUCUUUGACUGCCGCAACGCCACGCCCGGGGACACAGGGGCUGGCUGUCAGAAGAGCUGCCACACCCUGGACAUGACCUGUUACAGCCCCCAGUGCGUGCCCGGCUGCGUGUGCCCCGACGGGCUGGUGGCGGACGGCGAGGGUGGCUGCAUUGCUGCGGAAGACUGCCCCUGUGUGCACAACGAGGCCAGCUACCGGGCCGGCCAGACCAUCCGAGUGGGCUGCAAUACCUGCACCUGUGAAAGCAGGAUGUGGCGCUGCACGGAUGACCCCUGCCUGGCCACCUGCGCUGUGUAUGGGGACGGCCACUACCUGACCUUCGACAGCCAGAGCUACAGCUUCAACGGAGACUGCGAGUACACGCUGCUGCAGAAUGACUGUGAUGGGAACAGCAGCGCCCAGGACUCCUUCCGUGUCGUCACGGAGAACGUCCCCUGUGGCACCACAGGGACCACCUGCUCCAAGGCCAUCAAGAUCUUCCUGGGGGGCUCCGAGCUGAAGCUGAGCCACGGGAAGGUGGAGGUGAUCGGGACGGGCGAGGGGCAGGAGGUGCCGUACGCCAUCCGGCAGAUGGGCAUCUACCUGGUGGUGGACACGGACGUCGGCCUGGUGCUGCUGUGGGACAAGAAGACCAGCAUCUUCAUCAGCCUCAGCCCCGAGUUCAAGGGCAGGGUCUGCGGCCUGUGCGGGAACUUCGACGGAAACGCCAACAACGACUUCACCACGCGGAGCCGGUCCGUGGUGGGGGACGCGCUGGAGUUCGGGAACAGCUGGAAGCUCUCCCCGUCCUGUCCGGACGCCACGGUGCCCAAGGACCCCUGCACGGCCAACCCCUUCCGCAAGUCCUGGGCCCAGAAGCAGUGCAGCAUCCUCCACGGCCCCACCUUCGCCGCCUGCCACGCACACGUGGAGCCAGACAGGUACUACGAGGCCUGUGUGAACGACGCGUGCGCCUGUGACUCCGGGGGCGACUGCGAGUGCUUCUGCACGGCCGUGGCUGCCUACGCCCAGGCCUGCCACGAAGUGGGGCUGUGCGUGUCCUGGAGGACCCCCAGCAUCUGCCCUCUAUUCUGUGACUACUACAACCCCGAGGGCCAGUGCGAGUGGCACUACCAGCCCUGCGGGGCGCCCUGCCUGCGGACCUGCCAGAACCCCCGUGGAGACUGCCUGCAGGACCUCCGGGGCCUGGAAGGCUGCUACCCCAAGUGCCCGCCAGAGACUCCCAUCUUUGAUGAGGAGCAGAUGCAGUGCGUGGCCAGGUGCCCGUCCCCACCUCCGUCCCCACCCUGCCACGUGCACGGCAAGUCCUACCGGCCCGGCACAGUGGUGCCCUCGGACAAGAACUGCCAUUCCUGCCUCUGCACUGAGCGUGGCGUACAGUGCACCUACGAUGCCAAAGCCUGUGUCUGCAGCUACGACGGGCAGCGCUUCCGGCCUGGGGAUGUCAUCUACCACACUACGGAUGGCAUGGGCGGCUGCAUCUCUGCCCGCUGUGGGGACAACGGCACCAUCGAGAGGAGGGUCUACCCCUGCAGCCCCUCCACCCCUGCCCCCACAACCACCUUCUCCUUCUCCACACCUCCUCUCGUCCUAAGCUCCACGCCUGUUCCCAGCACCAGCCCAAGCGAGGCGCACACGGGCCCCCCCAGCAGCGCCUGGUCCAUCACAGCGGGCACUUCUCCCAGGACGAGGCCGUCCACAGCCUCCGCCUCGCCGCAGCCGGCCUGUGGGGAAGAGUGCCUGUGGUCGCCGUGGCUGGACAUCAGCCGUCCUGGACGGGGCGUGGACAGCGGUGACUUUGACACGCUGGAGAACCUCCGUGCUCACGGGUACCCGGUGUGCACAGCGCCCAGGUCGGUGGAGUGCCGCGCGGAGGACGCCCCUGGGGUGCCGCUCCAGGCCCUGGGUCAGCAUGUGCUGUGCAGCCCCGACGUGGGGCUGACCUGCCGUAACAGGGAGCAGCCGUCCGGGAUCUGCCACAACUACCAGGUCCGUGUGCUGUGCUGCACGCCCCUCCCCUGCUCCACCGCCAGCACAGCCCCCAGCACCCCUCCAACAACCUCCAAGACCACUGAGACCCGGGCCUCAGCCUCCUCUGCCCCCGGCAGCACACCGGGCCCUGGGCAUCUUUCUACAGCCAGGAAAACACCUGCCCCAGGCCCCAGCACAGCCUCUACUCAGACAACCCGCACUACAAGGAAAACACCUGCCCCAGGCCCCGCAACAUCUGUCAAAACACCUGUCUCAACUCACAGCCCUUCGUCAGAGCCGGCCACAUCGUCCAUGCUGACCACAGCCCCGGGGACGGCCGCAGUCUCCAGCAAGACCAGCCCUCCUGAGCCCAGCACGGUCUCCUGCCUACAGGAGUUCUGCACCUGGACCGAGUGGAUUGAUGGCAGCUACCCGGGUCCCGAAAUAAGUAGCGGAGAUUUUGACACAUUUCAAAAUUUGAGAGCCAAAGGAUAUAAGUUCUGUGAACAUCCUCGAGCAGUGGAGUGCCGGGCGGAGAGCUUCCCCAACACGCCGCUGGCAGACCUGGAGCAGGACGUCACCUGCAGCCGCACGGAGGGUCUCAUUUGCCUCAACAAGAACCAGCUCCCACCCAUCUGCUACAACUACGAGAUCCGCAUCCAGUGCUGUGAGAGGGUGGAUGUGUGCAGAGAGGGCACCAGACCGCCCAGGACAGGCACAACCACACGGACGACCCCACACCGAACCAGCGCCAAGGCCCAGGCCACUUCCACCACACACAAGCCCUCAGCUUCCACAUCGCACCCCACAGCCACCUCUAGAGCCGGGUCCACAGCAACCAGUGUCACGCGCGGCACCCACACCCAACCACCCACCAGAGACUGUCAGCCCCGGUGCAGCUGGACCAAGUGGUUCGAUGUGGACUUUCCGUCCCCCGGGCCCCACGGGGGAGACGAGGAAACCUACAGCAACAUCAUCCGGAGCGGGGAGAGAAUCUGCCGCCGACCUGAGGACAUCACCAGGCUCCAGUGCCGAGCCGAGAGCCACCCGGAGGUGAGCAUCGAACACCUGGGCCAGGUGGUGCAGUGCAGCCGCGAGGAGGGCCUGGUGUGCCGGAACCAGGACCAGCAGGGGCCCUUCAAGAUGUGCCUCAACUACGAGGUGCGCGUGCUCUGCUGCGAGAUCCCCAAAGGCUGCCCCGUGACCACACCAGUCACAGCUCCUGGCACUCCAAGUGAGAGAGCCACCAGCCCAACACACAGCACCUCUUGGAAAAAAUCCAGGACAACCAAUUUGGUGACAACCAGCACAACCUCCACUGCACAGAACAGCACAACCUCUGUUCCACAGACCAGCACGACCUCUGCCCCUACAAGCAGCACAACCUCUGCUCCACAGACCAGCACAACCUCUGCUCCUACAAGCAGCACAACCUCUGCUCCACAGACCAGCACACGCUCAGCUCCUACAACCAGCACAACCUCUGCUCCACAGACCAGCACGACCUCUGCCCCUACAAGCAGCACAACCUCUGCUCCACAGACCAGCACGACCUCUGCCCCUACAAGCAGCACAACCUCUGCUCCACAGACCAGCACGACCUCUGCCCCUACAAGCAGCACAACCUCUGCUCCACAGACCAGCACAACCUCUGGUCCUGGAACCACUCCCAGCCCUGUUCCCACCACCAGCACAACCUCUGCUCCUAUAACCAGCACAACCUCUGCCCCUACAACCAGCACGACCUCUGCCCCUACAAGCAGCACAACCUCUGCUCCACAGACCAGCACAACCUCUGCCCCUACAAGCAGCACAACCUCUGCUCCACAGACCAGCACGACCUCUGGUCCUGGAACGACUCCCAGCCCUGUUCCCACCACCAGCACAACCUCUGCUCCACAGACCAGCACGACCUCUAGUCCUGGAACCACUCCCAGCCCUGUUCCCACCACCAGCACAAGCUCAGCUCCUGUAACCAGCACAACCUCUGCUCCUACAACCAGCACAACCUCUGCUCCACAGACCAGCACAACCACUGGUCCUGGAACGACUCCCAGCCCUGUUCCCACCACCAGCACAACCUCUGCUCCUGCAACCAGCACAACCUCUGCCCCUACAACCAGCACAACCUCUGCCCCUACAACCAGCACAACCUCUGCUCCACAGACCAGCACAACCUCUGCUCCACAGACCAGCACAACCACUGGUCCUGGAACGACUCCCAGCCCUGUUCCCACCACCAGCACAACCUCUGCUCCUGCAACCAGCACAACCUCUGCCCCUACAACCAGCACAACCUCUGCCCCUACAACCAGCACAACCUCUGCCCCUACAACCAGCACAACCUCUGCCCCUACAACCAGCACAAGCUCAGCUCCUGUAACGAGCACGACCUCGGCUCCCAGCACCAGCACAACCUUUGCUCCUACAAGCAGUACGACCUCUGCUCCACAGACCAGCACGACCUCUGGUCCUGGAACCACUCCCAGCCCUGUUCCCACCACCAGCACAACCUCGGCUCCUAUAACCAGCACAACCUCUGCCCCUACAACCAGCACGACCUCGGCUCCUGUAACCAGCACAACCUCUACUCCUAUAACCAGCAAGACCUCUGCCCCUACAACCAGCACAAGCUCAGCUCCUGUAACCAGCACAACCUCGGCUUCCAGCACCAGCACAACCUCUGCCCCUACAACCAGCACAACCUCGGCUCCCAGCACCAGCACAACCUCUGUUUCAAAGACCAGCACAAGCCACGUUUCCGUAUCCACGACAAGUCAGUCCCGAGACUGUCAGCCCCGGUGCAGCUGGACCAAGUGGUUCGACGUGGACUUUCCGUCCCCCGGGCCCCACGGGGGAGACGAGGAAACCUACAGCAACAUCAUCCGGAGCGGGGAGAGAAUCUGCCGCCGACCUGAGGACAUCACCAGGCUCCAGUGCCGAGCCGAGAGCCACCCGGAGGUGAGCAUCGAACACCUGGGCCAGGUGGUGCAGUGCAGCCGCGAGGAGGGCCUGGUGUGCCGGAACCAGGACCAGCAGGGGCCCUUCAAGAUGUGCCUCAACUACGAGGUGCGUGUGCUCUGCUGCGAGAUCCCCAAAGGCUGCCCCGUGACCACACCAGUCACAGCUCCUGGCACUCCAAGUGAGAGAGCCACCAGCCCAACACACAGCACCUCCUCAUGGAAAAAAUCCAGGACAACCAAUUUGGUGACAACCAGCACAACCUCCACUGCACAGAGCAGCACAACCUCUGCUCCACAGACCAGCACGACCUCUGCCCCUACAAGCAGCACAACCUCUGCUCCACAGACCAGCACGACCUCUGCCCCUACAAGCAGCACAACCUCUGCUCCACAGACCAGCACAACCUCUGGUCCUGGAACCACUCCCAGCCCUGUUCCCACCACCAGCACAACCUCUACUCCUAUAACCAGCAAGACCUCUGCCCCUACAACCAGCACAACCUCUGCCCCUACAACCAGCACAACCUCGGCUCCCAGCACCAGCACAACCUCUGCUCCUACAAUCAGCACGACCUCUGCUCCACAGACCAGCAUGACCUCUGGUCCUGGAACCACUCCCAGCCCUGUUCCCACCACCAGCACAACCUCUACUCCUACAACCAGCACAACCUCUGCCCCUACAACCAGCACAACCUCUGCUCCACAGACCAGCACGACCUCUGGUCCUGGAACGACUCCCAGCCCUGUUCCCACCACCAGCACAACCUCUACUCCUACAACCAGCACAACCUCUGCCCCUACAACCAGCACAAGCUCAGCUCCUGUAACCAGCACGACCUCGGCUUCCAGCACCAGCACAACCUCUGUUUCAAAGACCAGCACAAGCCAUGUUUCCGUAUCCACGACAAGUCAGUCUCGAGACUGUCAGCCCCGGUGCAGCUGGACCAAGUGGUUCGACGUGGACUUUCCGUCCCCCGGGCCCCACGGGGGAGACGAGGAAACCUACAGCAACAUCAUCCGGAGCGGGGAGAGAAUCUGCCGCCGACCUGAGGACAUCACCAGGCUCCAGUGCCGAGCCGAGAGCCACCCGGAGGUGAGCAUCGAACACCUGGGCCAGGUGGUGCAGUGCAGCCGCGAGGAGGGCCUGGUGUGCCGGAACCAGGACCAGCAGGGGCCCUUCAAGAUGUGCCUCAACUACGAGGUGCGCGUGCUCUGCUGCGAGAUCCCCAAAGGCUGCCCCGUGACCACACCAGUCACAGCUCCUGGCCCUCCAAGUGAGAGAGCCACCAGCCCAACACACAGCACCUCUUGGAAAAAAUCCAGGACAACCAAUUUGGUGACAACCAGCACAACCUCCACUGCACAGAGCAGCACAACCUCUGCUCCACAGACCAGCACGACCUCUGCCCCUACAAGCAGCACAACCUCUGCUCCACAGACCAGCACGACCUCUGCCCCUACAAGCAGCACAACCUCUGCUCCACAGACCAGCACACGCUCAGCUCCUAUAACCAGCACGACCUCAGCUUCCAGCACCAGCACAACCUCUGCUCCUACAACCAGCACAACCUCUGCUCCACAGACCAGCACGACCUCUGCCCCUACAAGCAGCACAACCUCUGCUCCACAGACCAGCACAACCUCUGGUCCUGGAACGACUCCCAGCCCUGUUCCCACCACCAGCACAACCUCUACUCCUAUAACCAGCACAACCUCUGCUUCUACAACCAGCACAACCUCUGCUCCUACAACCAGCACAACCUCUGCCCCUACAACCAGCACAACCUCUACUCCUAUAACCAGCAAGACCUCUGCCCCUACAACCAGCACAAGCUCAGCUCCUGUAACCAGCAGAACCUCGGCUACCAGCACCAGCACAACCUCUGCUCCUACAACCAGCACGACCUCUGCUCCACAGACCAGCACGACCUCUGGUCCUGGAACCACUCCCAGCCCUGUUCCCACCACCAGCACAACCUCGGCUCCCAGCACCAGCACAACCUCUGUUUCAAAGACCAGCACAAGCCAUGUUUCCGUAUCCACGACAAGUCAGUCUCGAGACUGUCAGCCCCGGUGCAGCUGGACCAAGUGGUUUGACGUGGACUUUCCGUCCCCCGGGCCCCACGGGGGAGACGAGGAAACCUACAGCAACAUCAUCCGGAGCGGGGAGAGAAUCUGCCGCCGACCUGAGGACAUCACCAGGCUCCAGUGCCGAGCCGAGAGCCACCCGGAGGUGAGCAUCGAACACCUGGGCCAGGUGGUGCAGUGCAGCCGCGAGGAGGGCCUGGUGUGCCGGAACCAGGACCAGCAGGGGCCCUUCAAGAUGUGCCUCAACUACGAGGUGCGCGUGCUCUGCUGCGAGAUCCCCAAAGGCUGCCCCGUGACCACACCAGUCACAGCUCCUGGCCCUCCAAGUGAGAGAGCCACCAGCCCAACACACAGCACCUCCUCAUGGAAAAAAUCCAGGACAACCAAUUUGGUGACAACCAGCACAACCUCCACUGCACAGAGCAGCACAACCUCUGUUCCACAGACCAGCACGACCUCUGCCCCUACAAGCAGCACAACCUCUGCUCCACAGACCAGCACACGCUCAGCUCCUAUAACCAGCACGACCUCGGCUUCCAGCACCAGCACAACCUCUGCUCCACAGACCAGCACGACCUCUAGUCCUGGAACGACUCCCAGCCCUGUUCCCACCACCAGCACAACCUCUGCUCCACAGACCAGCACAACCUCUGCUCCAACAACCAGCACAACCUCUGCCCCUACAACCAGCACAAGCUCAGCUCCUGUAACGAGCACAACCUCGGCUCCCAGCACCAGCACAACCUUUGCUCCUACAAGCAGUACGACCUCUGCUCCACAGACCAGCACGACCUCUGGUCCUGGAACCACUCCAAGCCCUGUUCCCACCACCAGCACAACCUCUACUCCUAUAACCAGCACAACCUCUGCCCCUAUAACCAGCACAACCUCUGCCCCUAUAACCAGCACAACCUCUGCCCCUACAACCAGCACAACCUCGGCUCCCAGCACCAGCACAACCUCUACUCCUAUAACCAGCAAGACCUCUGCCCCUACAACCAGCACAAGCUCAGCUCCUGUAACCAGCACAACCUCGGCUUCCAGCACCAGCACAACCUCUGCCCCUACAACCAGCACGACCUCUGCUUCUACAACCAGCACGACCUCUGCUCCACAGACCAGCACAACCUCUGGUCCUGGAACCACUCCCAGCCCUGUUCCCACCACCAGCACAACCUCUACUCCUAUAACCAGCACAACCUCUGCUCCUACAAUCAGCACAACCUCUGCACCACAGACCAGCACAACCUCUGGUCCUGGAACCACUCCCAGCCCUGUUCCCACCACCAGCACAACCUCUACUCCUACAACCAGCACAACCUCUGCCCCUACAACCAGCACAAGCUCAGCUCCUGUAACCAGCACGACCUUGGCUCCCAGCACCAGCACAACCUCUGCUCCUACAAUCAGCACGACCUCUGCUCCACAGACCAGCACGACCUCUGGUCCUGGAACCACUCCCAGCCCUGUUCCCACCACCAGCACAACCUCGGCUCCCAGCACCAGCACAACCUCUGUUUCAAAGACCAGCACAAGCCAUGUUUCCGUAUCCACGACAAGUCAGUCUCGAGACUGUCAGCCCCGGUGCAGCUGGACCAAGUGGUUCGACGUGGACUUUCCGUCCCCCGGGCCCCACGGGGGAGACGAGGAAACCUACAGCAACAUCAUCCGGAGCGGGGAGAGAAUCUGCCGCCGACCUGAGGACAUCACCAGGCUCCAGUGCCGAGCCGAGAGCCACCCGGAGGUGAGCAUCGAACACCUGGGCCAGGUGGUGCAGUGCAGCCGCGAGGAGGGCCUGCUGUGCCGGAACCAGGACCAGCAGGGGCCCUUCAAGAUGUGCCUCAACUACGAGGUGCGUGUGCUCUGCUGCGAGACCCCCAAAGGCUGCCCCGUGACCUCCAUUUCUCCCUAUGGGACUUCUACCAAAACCACAUAUCCUUCACCGUCUACCUUCGUGCCGUCCACCUCUGUGGCAUUCACAUCCGUGGCAUCUACCUCUGUGGCACCGAGCUCUGUGGCUUACACCACCCCAACCUGCUUCUGCAACGUGGCUGACCGGCUGUACCCUGCGGGGUCCACCAUAUACCGCCACAGAGACCUCGCUGGCCACUGCUACUAUGCCCUCUGCAGCCCGGACUGCCAAGUGGUCAGAGGGGUCGACAGUGACUGCCCGUCUACCACGCCGCCUCCUGCCCUGGCCACGUCCCCUUCCACAGCCACCUCUGAGCCCGAGCUGGGAUGCCCAAAUGCGGUGCCCCCCAGAAAGAAAGGGGAGACCUGGCCCAUGCCCAACUGCUCCGAGGCCACCUGCGAGGGCCACAACGUCAUCUCUCUGCACCCGCGCAAGUGCCCGAGGGUGGAGAAGCCCACCUGUGCCAAUGGCUACCCGGCCGUGAAGGUGGCUGAUCAGGACGGCUGCUGCCAGCAUUACCAGUGCCAGUGUGUGUGCAGCGGCUGGGGCGACCCACACUACAUCACCUUCGAUGGCACCUACUACACCUUCCUGGACAACUGCACCUACGUGCUGGUGCAGCAGAUCGUGCCCGUGUUCGGCCACUUCCGCGUCCUCAUCGACAACUAUUUCUGCGACGCGGAGGAUGGGCUCUCCUGCCCGAGGUCCAUCAUCCUUGAGUACCGGCAGGACCGCGUGGUGCUGACCCGCAGGCCAGUCCGCGGUGUGAUGACCAACGAGAUCAUCUUCAACAACAAGGUGGUCAGCCCCGGGUUCCAGAAAGACGGCAUCACAGUGUCCCGCGUGGGCAUCAAGAUGUACGCGACCAUCCCGCAGCUGGGCGUGCAGGUCAUGUUCUCUGGCCUCAUCUUCUCUGUGGAGGUGCCCUUCAGCACAUUUGCCAACAACACCGAGGGCCAAUGUGGUACGUGUACCAACGACCGUAAGGACGAGUGCCGCAUGCCAGGUGGAAGGGUGGCCGCUUCCUGCUCGGAGAUGUCCGGCCUCUGGAAUGUGAGCGAACCCGGCCAGCCGGCCUGCCACGGUCCCCGCCCAGUGCCCACCCCUGCUGGGCCCACCACCGCCAGGCCCUUCACCACCCCUGCUCCGUGCCCUCCGGCACCCAUCUGCCAGCUGAUUCUGAGCAAGGUCUUCGAGCCGUGCCACACUGUGAUCCCCCCGCUGCCCUUCUACGAGGGCUGUGCCUUCGACCAUUGCCACAUGACCGACCCGGGCGUGGUGUGCUCCAGCCUGGAGCUGUACGCAGCGCUCUGCACGUCCCAGGGCAUCUGCGUCGACUGGAGAGGCCACACCAACCACACGUGCCCGUUCACCUGCCCGGCCGACACUGUGUACCUGCCCUGCGGCCCAACCAGCCCCUCCUACUGCUAUGGGAAUGACAGCGCUGGCCUCGGGGCUCUGCAGAAGGCCGGCCCCAUCACUGAAGGCUGCUUCUGCCCAGAGGGCAUGGUCCUCUUCAGCACCAGUGCCCAAGUCUGCGUGCCCACAGGCUGCCCCCGGUGUCUGGGGCCCCACGGAGAGCCAGUGGAGGGGGGCCACAACGUCAGCGUGGACUGCCGGGAGUGCAUGUGCGAGGCAGCCACCUGGACACUGACCUGCCGGCCCAAGCCCUGCCCGCUGCCCCCUGCCUGCCCCCUGCCCGGCUUUGUGCCUGUGCCUGCAGCCCCGCAGACCGGCCAGUGCUGUCCCCAGUACAGCUGCGCCUGCAACUCCAGCCACUGCCCCGCACCCGUGGGCUGUCCCGAGGGUGCCCGUGAGAUCCUGACCCACGAGGAGGGAGCCUGCUGCCCAGUCCAAAACUGCAGCUGGACAGUGUGCAGCAUCAAUGGGACCCUGUACCAGCCUGGCGCUGUGGUCUCCUCGAGCCUGUGCGAAACCUGCAGGUGUGAGCUGCCCGGCGGCCCCCUGUCGGACUCAUUUGUAGUCAGCUGUGAGACCCAGAUCUGCAACUCACACUGCCCCGUGGGCUUCGAGUACCGGGAGCAGCGUGGGCAGUGCUGUGGCACCUGCGUUCAGGUCGCCUGUGUCACCAACACCAGCGACAGCCCCGCCCACCUCUUCUAUCCCGGCGAGACCUGGUCAGACCCUGGGAACCACUGUGUGACCCACGAGUGUGAGAAGCACCGGGAUGGGCUUGUGGUGGUCACCACGAAGAAGGCGUGCCCCCCACUCAGCUGUUCUCUGGACCAGGCCCGCAUGAGCGAGGACGCCUGCUGCCUCUUCUGCCCGCCGCCCCUGCCCCAGAACCAGUCGACCUGUGCUGUGCAUUAUCGGAGCCAGACCAUCCGGCAGCAGGGCUGCAGAUCCGAGGGGCCCGUGCGCCUGGCCUACUGCCAGGGCAACUGCGGAGACAGCUCCUCCAUGUACUCGCUCAAGGCUAACGUGCUGGAGCACAGGUGCCAGUGCUGCCAGGAGCUACGGACCUCGCCGAGGAACGUGACCCUGCACUGCUCUGACGGCUCCCGCCGGGCCUUCCGCUACACAGAGGUGGAAGAGUGCGGCUGCACGGGCCAGCGGUGCCCUGCACCGGGUGACACCCAGCACUCGGAGGAGGCGGAACCCGAGCAAAGCCAGGAGGCAGAGAGCGGGAGCUGGGAGAGAGGGGCCCCAGCGUCCUCCAUCAACUGAGCAGUACUGCCGUCCUCCCGACCCCCAAGAAGAAUCGCCUGAGUGUCCUCCCAGCUCAGCUUCCAAAGCCAGUGGAACCUGUGCCCUCAUUCAGGUGGCUGCAGCCUUCGAAUGCACUGUCCACGCCCGCUCUCGCAGGGGGUCUGGGCUGUGGUCACCACUGCCUGGAGGAGGGGCCCGUCCCCGCCUGCAGCCACCGUUCAGGACCAGCCCGGGGCCAGUGGAUGCCUCUGGCCCAUGUGUCCAGCCCACUGUUCUUGGGACUAGAGCCUCAGCCGAGGGGCUCAGGAAUGACACUUGGACAUGGUGGUCAGCCGCCCGGGGGCUGCGGGAGGAAGAGCCUCACUCCUACCUCAGCUCUUGGCCUGCGCCCCUCCUCAGGACGUGGCCAAUCGGCUGCAUAAAUACACUUGAGCAUUUUGCAA